AACUAUUAUGUAUUCAUGGUAGCGCAGACUUACUUGACCUUCCCAAUUUCAAACCUGAUGCCACACCUUACUGCCAUGUCUGCAGUGCUUAAAACAGACCAACAGCUUUUUGAUUGUUUUCAGUGGGAAAACAUGCAAAUAUAAUCAAAACAGAAGACUCAAGAUGGAGAGAGAGGGGAAGAUUGUGGAAUAACGUUCAAAUAUUGCAUGAACAUGACUGUUCUUUCAUCACACUCUGUCAGUGAAUGCACUGGAAACUCCAUGUGGAAAGGCCAAGGACACUUCAAGGCUUCCUGUUAGAUUGGCUCACUCUUCUUACAUUUACAGGUCCAGAAAGCAACCUGGAAACCAAAUUGUCCUUCCAGACUCUUGAGUGAUAGGAGACCUUAGCAUCAGCCAACGAAUCGAUGCCUUUGGAGACUCCAGCUGUCUUUCUGCUGCUGUCCAGAAGUUCUCCCAGUCAUUGCAGGAGUUCCAGUUUGAGUGCAUAGGUGAUGCUGAGACAGACGACGAGGUCAACAUUGAUUCAGAAUGCAGAUGAUGUCUUGAUUACUCCCUUGGAAAAAUUUCGGAAAGAGCAAAUUGGAGCAGCGAAGGAGGUAAAAAAGAAAUUUGAUAAGGAGACGGAAAAAUACUACUCCACACUUGAGAGACAUCUCAACCUGUCAUCUAAAAAGAAAGAGGCCUAUCUGCAGGAGGCUGACACGCAGAUUGAUAAGGAGAGACAGCUCUUUUAUGACACAUCCCUUGAGUAUGUUUUCAAAAUUCAGGAAGUGCAAGAAAAGAAAAAAUUUGAGUUUGUUGAGCCGCUCUUGGCCUUUCUUCAGGGUUUGUUUACAUUUUACCAUGAAGGAUAUGAGUUGGCUCAUGAAUUUGAGCCAUACAAACAGCAGCUCCAGUUCAACCUACAGAAUACAAGAAACAACUUUGUGAGCACCAAGCAGGAAGUGGAGAAGCUGAUGAACAGGAUAAGGUCUGCAGAUCAGGACUACAAACCCCCCGGCCAGUGGACGAUGGAAGGCUUCUUGUAUGUCCAGGAGAAGCGUCCUCUGGGAAGCGCGUGGACGCGUCACUACUGCACGUAUGACAAAGGAAGCAAGACCUUCACCAUGAGCAACACGGAAAACAAGUCAGCUGGGAAACAGAAUGGCUUCGUCUUGAAUCAGCCAGAGACUUUCAAGCUCAAGUCCUGCAUUCGGAGGAAAACAGACUCCAUCGACAAGCGCUUCUGCUUUGAUAUCGAAGUGGUGGAGAGAAAUGACACCUGUCGAGGAACUCUUUUCAGACCACUUCAGUUUUUCUGUAAAGUCCGGCAUGGCGUAAUGACACUGCAGGCGCUGUCAGAGUCCAACAGAAGACUGUGGCUGGAGGCCAUGGAUGGCAAGGAGCCGAUUUACAACCUGCCAGCCAUACUAAGCAAAAAAGAGGAAACGUAUCUUAACGAGGCAGGUUUUAACUUCGUGAGGAAAUGUGUUGACCUGGUCGAGACGAGAGGCAUCCAUACAUUGGGGCUGUAUAGAAUUGGAGGGGUAAACUCCAAAGUACAGAGGCUGAUGAGCACAGUCUUUUCUUCCAAAGCACCUGUGGAUAUGGAGCUGGAUCCUGAGAUGUGGGACAACAAAACCAUCACCAGUGGUCUGAAGAAUUACCUCAGGUGCCUCUCUGAGCCUCUCAUGACUUUCAAGCUGCACAAAGAUUUCAUCAUGGCUGUCAAGUCUGAUGAUCAAAACUACAGAGUGUGUGCUGUUCAUGCUUUGGUUCAUAAGCUACCUGAGAGGAACAGGGAAAUGCUGGAGUUACUAAUAAAACACCUUGUCAUAGUUUCUGCACAAAACCAGUCCAACUUGAUGACGGUGUCUAAUCUGGGUGUUAUCUUCGGGCCGACGUUGAUGCGGUCGCAGGAGGAGACGGUGGCUGCUAUGAUGAACAUAAAGUUUCAGAAUAUUGUGGUGGAAAUAUUGAUUGAGAACUUCAACAAGAUCUUUCAGCAGCCUCCGGAUUCCAACGUGCCUCUACCACUGCCGCAGAGCCGGACCAUCUCCCGCAGGAGCAGAGCCAUCUGUCUGUCCAAGGGGCCCCGCAAGUCGCGCAGUCUUUACACCCCAACACUGUGCCUGGCAGAUGCAGAAAGUCCCUGCACAGGUGACACCUUGAGCAGCAGUCCAAGCAGCACCCCUAUGGGCAGCAUGGAGUCUCUGUCAUCCCACUCCUCAGAGCAAAACACCUCCUCCAAAACCUCUUCCUCUGGAGCAGGAAGAUGCCUCGGCAGGUCGGACCUCCUGCGCCAGACACCGUCGCAGCUCUCGAAUGGCCCCAGUAGCGCGGCGUGCGUCAGCAGCCCCGAGUCCAGCUCCAGGGAGGAGGGUGGUCGAACAGAUGGGGAGUCUGAGGACACUUUCAGCCUGUCCUCAGUCAGCACAACACCUCGACUUUCUCCCGCACCCAAAAAAGCCCCCCACUGCCGCCCCGACCUUAAGCCGGCGCUGCCGAGUCGCUCCGUUUCACCCUCACUGAAAUCACUGCCAGGAUCUGACGGUCAGCGGAGCUGUUCUGGUUCUGUCCAAAGUUUAUCAACACUGGAGACCAAAGAGAGCUUAAAGCCUGGUGAUCACCCCAACCUUCCACUGAAGCAAGUGAUCCGCCGCAGGAUAGACGCAUCGGUGAACAACGGCUACCAGAGGCCAGGCUCAGUGGUUGCUGCCAGAGCGCUCCUUUUUGAAAAUCCCUCUUCUUCACAAUCUGUCCCUAUAGGAAGAAAUGCCAAGGCCAUGUAUUCCUGUGAGGCAGAGCACAGCAAUGAGCUCAGCUUUCCUCAGGGGGCGCACUUCUCAAAUGUCUACCCCUCCGUCGAACCAGGCUGGCUCCAAGCAACAUACGAGGGCAAAACAGGUUUAAUCCCAGAGAAUUAUGUUGUUUACCUGUAAAAGAAGCUAACCCUGCCAUAUUUUUAUGAUAGCAAUGGAAAAAGAACUCUGUGCUCACUGUUAAGUUCCCAAUAUCCAGUUCCCUGACAGAGAAUGAUAUACACUCAUCAUCUGACAUGAAUCUCUUAUUAAUUUUGUAUUUGGAGUGACAUAUUUGAAUCGUUUUUUGGGGGGUUUUCCAGAGUGAAAUGGUAAUGCAAUAUUGGGGAAAUUAAGAUGUGUUUGGACAGGUUAAGAAAAAAGACAUUUUACCUUUGCCUUCAAACUCAUAAAGCAAAACCUGUAAAAUUCAAGGCAACAGUAAAAUAUCUUUUUACUUAGAUUGUCCCAGAUUCCUCAAUAUGUCCCAAUAAACUUAAAGCCAUCCUACUACUUUGAUUAAUUUUGAAAACAAGAACUGAGUGCCCAAGUUUGGCUUUAUUGUGGACUUUCUUUAAUAAAUACAGUCAAAGUUAUACAUAUUGAAUAUGCAUAUUCAAUAUAUAUAACUCAAAGUCAAACUGGACUUUGAUCAGUUCCUGGUCAAAGUCAAACUGGACUUUGAUCAGUUCCUGGUCAAAGUCCAGGUACUGAAUAUUAGCACUCUUCAUUCAUUCCCAUUCAAGCAUUUAAAGAGUAAAAUUUGCAGAUGCUUACACAGAAAAGCCAAAUGCCUUCAGAAGAAAUGUCUCAUGAUCAGCUGCAGCAAAGACUGAGCUCCUUAUCUGCUAUGGCAGGAACAAUUGGAGGAGUUGGAGUGAGACUGGAUUUAUGACAGGUCAUUUAAAGCCAGAAUAAGUCUUACAUGUAACCAUCUCAAUUUAAGACCUUAAAAAUCCUUAUAUGUGCCCAGAUUUUUAAUGUGAGGUUCUAAAUUAUAUCUAGUUUAAAUUGUAGCUCUUUUUUUAUUGUACUUCUCCUUUUUGAGACAUGUAAGGGAGGCAUUAGGCAAACAUUAAGCUUUUUUAGGAGUCAUCCCAAGAAAACCAAAUUAAAACAACACAGAAGGAGUGCACUGCAAAUCCACCUCCAAUAUUUAAUUUGAACUAUUUUAUUGUUCUAAUGAUAAUGUUUCAGACAUGUUUUGGUUCAUGACUUUUUUUUUUUUUUUUUAAGCUUACUUCAAUUUAAAACUCAAAAUUAUUAAGACGUUCAUGCAGAUGUGGCUAAACUUUUGACUAUUGUUUGCCAACAUUAUUUGCAUUUAUAGCAGAUAUUAUUGUCAAGGCUUUCCCAAACUAAUGACCAAUUCUAUACCUCCCUUUAUGACAUUUUGAUGCAUUUGUUUGCUCCACAGAGCAAUUCAGCUUGGCAUUAAAGUCAGAUGUAAAAAUAAUACAAAAUGACGGCACUGAUUUCUAGUAUUAGCCUACAGAAUCACAGAGCAAUCCAUUUCUCUUUUAAUUAUUUUAUUCUCAGAAAUGUAUCCUAUAUGAACCCAUUUCACCACACUUCAUCACAAAUCUGUCACAAACAUUUUGAUUGAUCAAGCUGUGAUUUCAAAUAAAAUAAUCUAUUCUGUUAGAAUAUAGUAGAGAAAGCAAUAAUGGUUUUGCACCUUAGUAUCUCUGGACUAUUGUUUACCCACUGAAACUGUUCCUGGCUGUUGCCUCGUCAGUUAUAUGCUACUGUACAACACCUGCUCAUGUUUUUUUUUCUUUAAGAUUAUAUUAAAUAUUUACUUCUUGUAACUGUCUGUUACUGAAUAUUGGCACAUCAAAUAUAUGUUGUAUGUAAAAGUUAUUUCAUCAAAUGUAUAUUGUGUGGUCAGUGGUACACUGGUGUACAAGUAACGACAACUACACAAGUAUGACAUUAUCAGUGAAAGAAGACAUUUAAUACAUAUUUACUCUUGUCAACAUUCCCACACUAAAAAUCAAAAAUUGUCUACAAAGUUAAAGUUAGUGAUACAGUUUCAGAAAAACCCCCAAAGAAAAACACAAUUAUUUUUUCAAACUUUAAAAAAAAAAAAAAAAACAAACAAAAACACCCGGCAAAGUUAAACUUUCUCUCGUUUCCCAAAAUGUAUUUGGGAGAAUAUUUGACAUUUAGCUCCUGCCAGGAUCAGGCUGUUCUUUUCCAUUUACGGUACACUUCAAAGAAUGCGAGGUGGCCUUGAACACUUGAUGCUGAACUACUACUCCCUUACAGUAAAUGAAUUUGUUAGGGCAUGUCAGGGAAAUGAUACUCAUUUCCUGAAUAUGUCAAAAUUGGCAUACUUUUUCACACAGUUAUUAGGAUUUCUUGCAAACAUUCAAUUUAUCCUAAAUAAAUAGGUGAGCAAAUACAAAGUGAAUGAUCAAACCAUCUGUCCAGGUACAUGUGGUUUAUAUUUCACUGAAGGAUAAACAAGUAGAGUGUUGCAAGUAUUUGCCCCUCACAAAUUUCUUCUCUUUUUUGCCUUUUUGUCACUCAUAAAAGUUUGACGUCAGAUAAAGAUAACCGUAAAUAAAAUAUAAUAAUUUUUUUAAUUAAGAAAAAAAAAUAAUAAUCAGUCCCAUACCAACUGAUUAUGUAACUUGUAAUAAGACUGCCAUCAAGCAUCAGGUAAUUCUUUUUUAUUGCUUUGGAGCAUUAUGACCCCCUUCUUUGCAGAACUGUCUUAGUUUGAAGACUUUCAGUGUUUUCUGCUAUAGAGCAGAUUAUUUGUGAUUUCUUUAAUCAAGUUAAGCCACCAAGUCCUGAGCCAGAGAGUAGUGUGAAAUCUUUAGCUCCUGAUCAUCACACUACCACCAACAUGUUUGGCCGGUGGAGGCAUUGCCUGUUUUCACAUAGGAGUAUAUAAGUCUUUAUCUUUUUCCCCUUAAAACCAAUGAGAUUGUUAUAAAAUACAGCUUUUUAAUGUUUUUCCAGGUUGACCUGAAAUUACAUUAAUAUUUGUUUGAUAAUCUGAAGCUUUUACGUCUGGAAAAUAAAGCAAAAACAGAGGAAUCUAUGAGGAGAAAAUAAAUUUUCAUUGCAGGAAUAUUUAAACUGAGAUCUACAUGUUGGAUAGAUAACCUAAACCUGUUCAACCACCAAAAUCUAAAUGCUGUGUUAACAUGGGAUUAUGUGUCAAGGUUUGAUUGAUUAGUUACAUUUUUAAUGUGAAAAGAUUUGAUGAAACAUUUUUGACUAAUCUUACUUUUUUAUGAACUUCACUGGCUUGAAUAAACUAUAAAUAUUCUUCAUUCUUUAAAUGAUAAAUAUGAUUAAUUGUUCUCUGUUCUGAAAAUAAAAAUGGCUGGUAUUUGUGCACAUACGCAAGUUGUUUUAGUUUUAUUUUGGUGUGUAAAUAUUUAACAAUGGGUAAGAUCUCUCCAGUUUUCUCUGCCUGCCCAAUUUGAAUUUGCACGUCCAUAAGCUAUGCAGUUGUUCUGCACAGAGAAGGCAAAAUUUUGUUCCAUUUUUUGCAGCUUCAGUACAAAAAUAUUAGUAUUUCAGAUGUUUCUUUUUUUUAAUCUAGAGUGUUGACGUCAUUUGGAUAAAACUGUACACAAGUGGCAGAAUGGAAAAUGUUUGAUACACAAGAAUACACAAAAGAUUUAAUGACGGAUGCUUUACAGGACCUAACGCAAUUAUUGUCACCUUGGUGGAGAUGUGUAAAAAUCUAUAAAACUUAUCUAUUGUAGCACUAAACUCUCACACAUAUUUUAGUUUUUUGGAAAUCUAUCAUUUAAUUUGAGCACAUUGAUUAAAUUAAUUUUAAAAAUCUUAAUACAUCAUUUUAAUGCAUUAAAAGGAUGUGUUUUGCAUCAUUUUUAAAAUGAAGUAGAUUAAAAUACACCAUUUUCAUUUAAAAUGAUGUAUUCAUGUUUUAAUUUUUUAAAUAUUUUUAAGAUGGUUAUAAUGUCUGGGUUUUUUGAUUAGCUUUGAGGCCCACCUGUGUUCUUGGGAUCUAAAUAUGAAAUGACAAAUAGGUCUAUUUUUUAUGGUUGCUCUCCAAAUUUGAAAGACAAGAGAACAGAUGAAGUAAAACAAAUGCUUGUUGAUCAAUAUAUUG
Molecule: messenger RNA, 6885 nt
Organism: Gambusia affinis (western mosquitofish)
Lineage: Eukaryota; Metazoa; Chordata; Actinopteri; Cyprinodontiformes; Poeciliidae
Gene: arhgap42b
Product: rho GTPase-activating protein 42
Exons: 26
Coding region: 495-2924 (809 amino acids)
Biological process (GO): signal transduction
Cellular component (GO): cytoplasm
Molecular function (GO): protein binding; GTPase activator activity
Source: RefSeq, a predicted model, not a curated record